AUUCAAAUGUGCUUGCGAAUAAUCCAGUGCUGGAUUACUCAUUCAUUCUUACCUCACCCAUGGUAGGAACCAGUGGUACUGAAGGUUAAAAGACAUUUUAAAGAAAACUUCCACAACAAUGACGUGAGUGUAAUUCGGGAAAACUUACGCUAAAUCGUAAUAUUACUCUUAACUAGUGUGUAUGUGAAAGUGUUACUACAUUGGGAAAAAUAUUAAAUAAUUGUUAUUUGAAAUUACAUGAAUAGUGAAAGUGUAAAAAUACGUGCUACAUCAAACAUGUGAUAAAUAUCGUGCAAAAUCUUAAAAUGUAGUGUUAAGUUACCAGAAAUGGCUCUUGUGGAAUCGUGUUUCUGUUGCAGUCUAGCCAUAGCCUCUGGAUUUUUUGCUGUAUACCUCCUGAUCGCGUAUUUGAUAGCCUUUGCUUUUGAAUUAUUAUGGAUUCUGGAGUCCUUGGUGGCCUUGCCAGCAGCAGCAGUCUUGUUAUGUGCAGGAUAUUUCACAAUGGCACUAUUUGCAGCACUACUAAUCCACGGAUUAGCAACGAAAAAUACUCUUUGUCUCAUCGCCUGGAUGUUCUCAGUAACAAUAUUAACGUUUCCAGAAGCUGGUUUAGUCAUUUACAUGAGUAUCCAAUACUGGCGAAUAGAAACCCUGUAUGGGGUAACCGAAUUAGCUAGUUGGUUAGUUAGGAUAAUUGUCAAUGUGAUACAGUUAAUUUUAAUCCAGUCCUUAUAUACGUCAUGGAAAGAUGAAGAAGUAGUUGAAAAACGAUUGAGGGAUUUAAAUAUGACAGCCAUACCUAUACCAAGGGAAUCGUUACCACAAUUAAAUAGUCAGUAUUACCAAAACAAUGCUUACGACAAUUCAGAAGAAAUCAAUAUGACACUCAAAAGAGCGACGUCAACUCCCCAUAUUUGGAACGGCUCUAUACCUAAUAAUUUAGCGUCCAUGCAGUUCGAUGGAUUUCAGUUUUGUACCACGCAAAGCGAAUUCAAUGCUAGCAUCUUUAUGCCGAAUUUCAUAACUAAUGAAAUGAAUCCAACAAGUAAAAAAGCUCAGUCGAUGAUGGAUCUACGAAUAUUAGAUGACUCUCAAGAUAAAAUCAAUUAUCCAUCGAUUCUCGCAAAUAAAACCGUAAUAGAAGCAGACGGCACCAAUAUGUCAAAUUUUGAUUUCAGUCAGCCGAGGCUACAGAAAUAUGCAUCCGUAGAUGCAUUAAAUGACAUCAAUAAGUCAAGUCAUGUGAUUAAAAAUAGAACAGGGUUCUAUGCCCAACCGAUUCCCAACUACGGUGUUCCAAUUUACUACGGACCUCUGGAUGGACCCGAUUUUCUCAUCUAUAAGAAGCAAUUAGAUAAAUUAAGCAGCAAAAACUCGCUAAGUAACGCUUCCGCUGAUGAUGUGCAGAAAUACAGAGACGUUGCGUUGUAACACCAAAAGCCAUAAUUGGUGUGAAUAUUCAUUGAUUAAUGUACAUCAGAUUGUGCCAUUUUUAACACGAGUUGGGUCUGUUUACUUAUGAACAAAGAAAUUUGCGUUACAGGGGAAUGUAAUGUUCAAAAAGGUAAAGACGGUUGUUAAAAUAAAUUAUAUGUUUGUAUAUAAUAUAUUAUGUUUAUUAAAUUUUACUUUUUUUUACAA
Molecule: messenger RNA, 1641 nt
Organism: Zophobas morio
Lineage: Eukaryota; Metazoa; Arthropoda; Insecta; Coleoptera; Tenebrionidae
Gene: Rcd6
Exons: 6
Coding region: 328-1431 (367 amino acids)
Source: RefSeq, a predicted model, not a curated record